Molecule: messenger RNA, 822 nt
Organism: Cannabis sativa
Lineage: Eukaryota; Viridiplantae; Streptophyta; Magnoliopsida; Rosales; Cannabaceae
Exons: 1
Coding region: 1-822 (273 amino acids)
Source: RefSeq, a predicted model, not a curated record
AUGGAGGAUCAACUUCAUUCUUCUACUUCAGACACCCACCGUGACUGGUGGAAGUUCUUUUGGAGUUUAAAUUUGCCACCAAAAAUACGUAUCUUCGCUUGGAAAGUCCUUCAAAAUGUGGUCCCUGUAGCUGCUGCUCUUUUUAAGAAAAAAAUCAUUGAUUCAGCUGCUUGUUCUCUUUGCCCUUCAUGUUGGGAGUCCAUAGGACAUGUACUUUUUGGAUGUCAUCAUGCUAAAGCAGUAUGGAAGGAUUCAAAAUUCACAAUAGACUUUCACAAAGCUCAGUCCAUGUACAAGGGGGAGUAUCUACACCAUCUUUCUGCUGUAUAUAAUCAAGAGGAUUUUGAGCUUUUUAUUUGUCUAAUGUGGGGAAUUAGGACUAACAGAAAUAAAGUGUUUCAUGGUGGGAAACCACGCCUGAGCUCUUCUAUAAUUGCCUAUACCACUUGUUUCUACAAUGACUACAACCGAGCCAAAAAAUCCUCCAAACCAGCUGCUGCAACAGACCAGAUUUUGAACAACCAGUCCUCCAUGAAUUCAGCGUUGCAGCAACAGGUUCCAUGGUCUCCUCCCAGCAUUAAUGUAUUGAAAUUAAAUGUAGAAGCAACCACCAAUUUGGAACAAAAAAAACUAGGAAUUGGUGCUAUCAUUCGAGAUCAUGAUGGAAUGGUUGUGGCUGGUUUUUCGAAAGUUGUUCAAGGCAGCUUUAGAUCUGAUGAGAUGGAAGCAAAAUCUUUUUUUCAUGUUCUCAAUUGGGUAUCUCAAUUACAACUGUCUAUAACGCAUAUUGAGAUAGCUGCCUUGAGAGUUUCUACUGCAUAA